This is a messenger RNA of Eurytemora carolleeae, 389 nucleotides long. RefSeq lists its product as uncharacterized. The record is from RefSeq and is a predicted model, not a curated record. NCBI's taxonomy places the organism in Eukaryota, Metazoa, Arthropoda, Copepoda, Calanoida, Temoridae.
GACGUUUUUAUACAGAUCCACAGUUGCACGGAAACCAUGGUGAUGUACCCUGCCAUAGUUAUGUUCUGGUAGAAGAGGGACAAAACCAGGGAACAGUUAUCAAUGGAGAUCUACCAUUAGAUAUACAGGCGCAUAUACAAGAUCUUAGAAUGGUAGACUCCACCAGAUAUGAAACCUAUGACGAAACAGUGAAUGUACUAAAUGUACUUGGGUACAAUGGAUACAGAGUUGUGGGUAUGGGUACAAAUAUGGCUAACAGGCUUUCCUGGACCCUGGAGAGAAAAUAUUUCGAGUUCCACAGAAAUUCAAAUCCUAAUAAUUAUUAAAAUCAAUUGUCAAAUAAGCCAAUUUCUAUUUAUUAAACACAUGCGCAUACAAUAUUUACAAAU